AACACAUCUCACACACCCCCAAUCCUUUCGUUUGCUUCAUCCACAUCUCCCACCAUGUCUGUUGAAACUGUCCAGACCAAGCCAUUCGAGGGGCAGAAGCCCGGCACCUCUGGUCUUCGUAAGAAGGUCAAGGUGUUCCAGCAGCCCCGCUACACCGAGAACUUCGUGCAGGCCAUCUUCAGCGCCAUGCCCGGCGGUAGCGACGGCAAGACAAUUGUCGUCGGCGGCGACGGGCGCUACUGGAGCCCCGAGGUUUCGCAGGCUAUUCUCCGCCUCGCUGCCGGUAACGGCAUCAAGCACGUUAUUAUGGGCCAGGACACGAUUCUGUCCACGCCCGCCGUCUCGGCGCUCAUCCGUGAACUCAAGACGGACGGUGGCAUCCUCCUCACCGCGUCGCACAACCCCGGUGGUCCCGAGAACGACUUUGGUAUCAAGUUCAACACGGCCAACGGUGGUCCCGCGCCCGAGGAGGUCACGAACAACAUCUACAAGAUUACCACAACGAUCAAGGAGUACAAGAAGGUCGACCUGCCUGACCUUGACCUCUCCAAGAUCGGCGAGUUCACUCACGGUCCCCUCAAGGUCACCAUCGUGGACAGCGUUACGAACUACAUCAAGCUCCUUAAGGAGAUUUUCGACUUUGACCUGAUCAAGAAGUACCUGCACGAGACCUCGCCCAAGCCUUCGGUCCUCUUUGAUGCUCUCAACGGUGUCACUGGACCUUAUGGACGCGCUAUCUUCGUUGAGGAGCUGGGCCUCCCCGAGAGCUCGAUUCAGAAUUGCGACCCCAAGCCUGACUUUGGCGGCCUUCACCCUGACCCCAACCUCACCUACGCUCACACCCUUGUCGAGAAGGUCGAUGCCGGAAACAUUGUCUUUGGCGCGGCUUCUGACGGUGACGGAGACCGCAACAUGAUCUACGGCGCCAAGGCGUUCGUCACGCCCUCCGACUCGGUGGCCAUCAUCGCUGACUGGGCUGAGAAGGCCAUUCCUUACUUCAAGAACGGCCUUAAGGGCCUUGCGCGCUCCAUGCCGACGUCGGGCGCCAUCGACAUUGUCGCGAAGGAGAAGGGCGUCGAGGUGUUUGAGGUGCCUACUGGCUGGAAGUUCUUCGGCAACCUCAUGGACGCUGGCCGACUCUCGAUUUGCGGUGAGGAGUCGUUCGGCACUGGCUCGGACCACAUUCGCGAGAAGGACGGCGUCUGGGCUAUUGUCGCUUGGCUCUCUAUCCUUGCCAAGGCCAACGAGGAGAAGCCUGGACAGACGAUCAACGACGUUCUCCUUGCGCAUUACAAGAAGUACGGCCGCUCAUUCUUCUCGCGGUACGAUUACGAGGAGGUCGAGUCGGAGGGCGCUGAGGCGAUGAUGGAGCACCUGCGCAAGCUCUUUGCGUCAAGCGACUUUGCGGGCAAGAAGCUGAAGGCGACCACGUCGGACACGACGUUUACUGUCGAGUCGGCCGACGACUUUAGCUACACAGACCCCAUUGACGGAUCGGUGAGCAAGAAGCAGGGCCUGUACAUCAAGUUCACCGACGGCUCGCGUGUCAUCUUCCGUCUGUCAGGCACUGGUUCCUCGGGCGCAACGGUGCGCCUGUACGUUGAAAAGUACAGCCGCAACGAGUCGGAGUAUGCCGACGACGCACAGGUCGGCCUCAAGCCGCUCAUUGAGGUUGCGCUCGCGACGUCGAAGCUGCAAGAGUUCACGAAGCGUGACAAGCCGACCGUUAUCACUUAAUUUGAGUUCCGAGGCACGGCGGGAGUGACGAAGAAUGCAUCGAUGACGAACACGCGUCUAUAUCCGUGAGCGUGGCAGCCGUGGUGUAAGGAAUUUUUAACCGACAAGGUUGGCUCAAGCCGGUGUCCUAUUAUGAGCGUGUUGUGUCGCGUGGCUGGGCAAGCCGAGGGCGUGAGGGCGACGAUCCCAAGUCUUGUGAUCUUUGUGUUGCCAUGGGCAGCAGGAACGAGGGCUCGGCUCAGGAAUGCGUUAAUGCGACCCAGGACGAGCUUGGGCGAGUCAUGCUCUGCUCUAUGCUCUUGUCAUGUGCCGGCGUGCAUCGGGGUCUGGAAACGCGUGCGUAGCUGUGCCUGGGAUGCCUGGGAUGCCUGGGAUGCCUGGGAUGCCUGGGAUGCCUGGCUCGGUUCGUAUGCUGGAAGUCGCAAGUCGUUCCAACGCUUUCGUCCAUGGACCAUGGAACCCCCCCC
Molecule: messenger RNA, 2204 nt
Organism: Cutaneotrichosporon oleaginosum
Lineage: Eukaryota; Fungi; Basidiomycota; Tremellomycetes; Trichosporonales; Trichosporonaceae
Source: RefSeq, a predicted model, not a curated record